AUGGUGGCUACUAUUCUCUUGGGCGUGGGCCUCCUGGCCGUCUACCUUCUUGGUAGUGCUAUCUACUCCAUCACGCUCCACCCACUGGCCGAUGUGCCGGGUCCGAAGAUUUGUGCAAUCACUCGCAUCCCGUACUGGCUUGUCGCGCUUAGAGGUGAUGAUAUCGAGUGGAUGAAGAGUUUGCACGAGCAAUAUGGACCUGUCGUUCGUUUCGGCCCUACUGAUCUGAGCUACACGGCUGCUCAGGCUUGGGAUGAUGUUCAUGGACCCAAGGUGCAGGAGAAGGCUCAAGAAUUCUCUGUUCAGCCCGUCAACGGCGUACCUAGCAUUCUUACCACUAACACGGAGAACCACGCGCGAGUCCGUCGUCUGUUCUCGCCAGCCUUCUCAGAGCGUGCUCUUAGACAGCAAGAGCCUCUCUUCCGCAAAUACGUGGACCUCUUCAUGUACAAGAUCUCCGAAAUGGGCAAAGACGGAAAGGAGCCGGUAGAAAUGAUGCAGCUGCUCAACUUUACAACUUUCGACGUCAUGGCUGAGCUUUGCUUCGGACAGCCCCUUGGUCUGCUGGCGAAGAACGAGUUCAGUCCCUGGGUCAAGUCAAUCUUCGAGUCGCUGAAGAUGUUGCCCAUCGUGUCUAUCAUCAACUACUAUCCGAUCCUGAAUGCCAUCUUCACCAAGUUCGAGCCGAAGUCCGUCACCGAACAGCGAGUCACCCAUUGCAGACACUCAGAGGAGCGCGUCAACCAGCGUCUCGAGAGCGGCUCCACCCAGCCUGAUGUUUGGAACUUGGUUCUGGCCGCUAAGGAGGGCAAGGAGCUCACUAUCAAGGAGAUGCACUCAAAUGCGGAGCUUUUCAUGCUUGCUGGAUCCGAAACUACUGCCACCCUACUGAGCGGAUGCGUUUACACUCUUCUCGCCAACCCCGAUAAGAUGAAGACUCUCCUCGAAGAGAUCCGCGGCAACUUCUCCACUCUGGACGACCUGACGUUCGAGCGUCUUGCAGACCUGAAAUACCUGAACGCUGUUCUGAAAGAGUCUCUGCGCGUCUACCCUCCUGUCCCUAUCGGGAGCCCUCGAGUAGUCAUGCCUGGCGGCCAACAGAUCAUGGGCAAAUGGGUACCUGAGGGAGUUCGCAUCUCAGUUCACCACUGGUCCACAUAUCAGUCCGAGGCCAACUUUAGGAACGCCAAAACCUUUGCGCCUGAGAGAUGGCUCAAAACGGACCCAGCGUAUGCUGGGGAUGUUUUGGAUGCUCACAAGCCAUUCGGCUUUGGCCCGCGCGACUGCCUGGGACAGAACAUGGCCAUGCACGAGAUGAGACUCAUUUUGGCUACGUUGCUUUUCUCUUACGACCUCGAGCUCUGCGAGGAAAGCAAGGACUGGACUAACCAGAAGGCGUUUGCGCUGUGGAUCAAGAAGCCGUUGAUGGUUCGCGCGACGCCUGUGGACACGCAGACCAGAAUGAAGAUUUGA
Molecule: messenger RNA, 1473 nt
Organism: Colletotrichum chrysophilum
Lineage: Eukaryota; Fungi; Ascomycota; Sordariomycetes; Glomerellales; Glomerellaceae
Exons: 3
Coding region: 1-1473 (490 amino acids)
Molecular function (GO): monooxygenase activity; oxidoreductase activity, acting on paired donors, with incorporation or reduction of molecular oxygen; iron ion binding
Source: RefSeq, a predicted model, not a curated record